Molecule: messenger RNA, 1391 nt
Organism: Cucurbita maxima (winter squash)
Lineage: Eukaryota; Viridiplantae; Streptophyta; Magnoliopsida; Cucurbitales; Cucurbitaceae
Product: glucan endo-1,3-beta-glucosidase
Exons: 3
Coding region: 114-1277 (387 amino acids)
Biological process (GO): carbohydrate metabolic process
Molecular function (GO): hydrolase activity, hydrolyzing O-glycosyl compounds
Source: RefSeq, a predicted model, not a curated record
UUUCUCACCGCCAUCAAUGGAGGACAUGGCCGGGACUGCUAACACUUUCUCUCCAUAGUUCCUCAUUUUCUCUGUUUUUUUUCUUCUUUUCUUUUCGUUUUCCAGAGAAGAGAAUGCUGAACUUCAACAACAACCUUCUCUGUUCCUUCUUCUUCUCCUUCUUCUUCCUUCUGGGUCUUACAACUGCAGGUCAAGAAUCCAUUCAAUUUCUAAAGCUGUAUGACAAGAUUUCUUCAGGGGUUUCCCCACCAAUCUCUGCCUCUCAGCUCCCGAUUGCUGUUUCUGUCACUGAUGCUGAGCUUCCAGAGGUCUCAUCCAGUGUUUUAAUGGCGGAAACUUGGCUCAGAGCCUUCGUUCUGGCUCACUACCCUGCCACUAGUAUCACUACCAUUGUUGUGGGUAACAGUUCUUUAUGCAAUCAGGACACCAACCAUUUACAUUCCGUGUUGCUUUCUUUGAAGAAUUUGUUUUAUUCUCUCACGAGAUGGGGUUUGGAGAAUCAAAUCAAAGUUUCAACUCUCUUCCCUGAAGAUUGCUUCCACUCAAACCCUCACAAUAUGCUUAAUCUUGUGACUGAGUUCAUCAAAACUACGAACUCUACAUUCACUCUCAAAUUACCUCAAAAUGUAAUUUCUCUUCAUGAAACACAGAGCUUCGUCUCCACUCGAAUGGCCAAAUUUGGGAUUCUAAAGCUCAACAAAGUGAAUUUAAUAACCAGAGUUUCGAAACAGAGGAACCCAUUUAGCAGAAAGCUGUUUUCAUUCAUGGAACUCAACGAAUACGAAUAUUUCUUUACAUCAGAGCCCCCAUUACCAUCAGACCUCGCCACACCCCCGAAUCCACCAGAGUCUCAAAUCGCAUCUCCGCCGCAUUGGGGUUUUGCUGCCGCUCCAGAAUCGCCGCCGUUCGUGGUUCCAGCGAGUCCACCGUUGAGUUUUGUCCUGCCUCCGUGUAAUCCAGACCAAAACGUCGGUGCGCCAUUUCCACAAACAGGUGGUGUGCAGAAGCAGUGGUGUGUGGCGAAACCGAGCGUUCCGGCGGAGAUUCUGCAACAGGCGAUGGAUUAUGCUUGUGGCCAAGGCGGCGCUGACUGCCGAGAGAUAUCGGCGGACGGUGACUGCUUUCAUCCGGAUACCUUGGUGGCACAUGCCUCUUAUGCGUUUAAUAGCUACUGGCAAAAGAACAAGCGAAGUGGAGGAACUUGCAGCUUUGGAGGCACUGCCAUGAUCAUAAGCUCAGACCCAAGUUUUCAUCACUGCCGGUUUGUUCUCAGCUAAAAUUUUUCUGUACCCGUUUUUAGUUUGUUUUUAUUAUGUUUGUUUUUGUUCAUCAUGUUUCUUUGAAUAAUACUUUAUAGUUUGAACUUUGAAGUGACUUCAGAGAUUGGCCUU